CUACGCUGGAACCAGCGUUACUGGACAGUGCGGAGGCAAGUCGUCCUGUAACAGGAGAGACACCAAAGAAUGUGGAUAAACCUUUUGUGAGACAGCACAAACGGUAGGCCCGCAUAAACUGAUGGAGGUGCAGGACCAGGAGUCUGUGGGGAGAUGGGACAGGCUGGGGAGCCGGGAUCCCAGCUCCAGAGCUGAUGCGAUAGAGAACAUCUGCCAGGAGGUCAUGCGGAAAGUGGAAACCAUUGGGCCCAUACCGCCGGUGGCCCCUCUGUCCCUGGCUUCAGGGAGUCCUCCAGGCAACGAUCUGAAUGAUAUCCUGGCCCAUGUCCUUAUGCUCUCCAGACGGUGUCCCUUUGAAGAUGUCAGGGAGCGUUGCUCUCAGCUUCUGCAAAACAUCCAGGACUUGGGAAUACGGAUCCCAAGACCUCUGGGUAACGGACCAAGCAGAUUUAUCCCUGAAAAAGAGAUCCUCCAAAUCAGUAAAGUGGACUCCAGGACUCAAUCGAUAUUUGAGGAUGCGUUUGCAGCCCUCGGCCGCCUGGAUAACAUUUCCCUCGUGAUGGGUUUCCAUCCACAGUACCUGGAGAGUUUUCUCCGGACGCAGCACUACCUGCUGCAGAUGGACGGACCCCUGCCUUUGCACUACCGACACUACAUCGGCAUCAUGGCAGCAGCCAGACACCAGUGUUCCUACUUAGUCAACCUGCACGUCAACGACUUCCUUCAGGUUGGGGGAGAUCCCAAGUGGUUGAACGGCCUCUUUGAAGCCCCGCAGAAGCUGCAGCAGCUCGGAGAGCUCAACAAAAUCCUGGCCCACCGACCGUGGCUUCUCACCAAGGAACACAUUGAGGGUCUUCUGAAGGCCGAGGAGCACAGCUGGUCUCUGGCAGAGCUAAUCCAUGCCGUGGUCCUGCUCACACACUACCAUUCCCUCGCCUCGUUCACUUUUGGCUGUGGCAUCACACCCGAGAUCCACUGCGACGGUGGGCACACGUUCAGACCCCCUUCCCUUAGCCAGUACUGCGUGUGCGACAUAGCCAAUGGCAACGGUCACGCUAAUCACCAUGACGAUUUGCUCGGCAAUCAGGACAUGUGCGGUGAGGUGGAGGUGCUGAUGGAGAGGAUGAAGCAGCUGCAGGAGUGCCGCGACGACGAGGAAGCCAGCCAGGAGGAGAUGGCAACCCGCUUCGAGAGGGAGAAGACGGAGAGCAUGCUGGUGGUCACAUCAGAGGACGAGGAGUCAGCCCCCCCGAGAGACAUCUCGCGCCACUUUGAGGACCCCAGUUAUGGCUACAAGGACUUCUCCAGGAGAGGGGAGCAAGUACCCACGUUCAGAGCGCAGGACUACAGUUGGGAGGACCAUGGCUUCUCUCUGGUCAACCGACUCUAUCCUGACGUCGGACAAAUGCUGGACGAGAAGUUUCACAUGGUCUACAACCUGACCUACAACACCAUGGCUACACACAAGGACGUGGACACCAGCAUGCUGCGCAGGGCCAUCUGGAACUACAUACACUGCAUGUUUGGCAUCAGGUAUGAUGACUAUGAUUAUGGAGAGAUCAACCAGCUCCUGGACCGUAGCUUUAAGAUCUAUAUUAAGACCAUCGUGUGUAGUCCUGAGAAGACCACCAAACGAAUGUAUGAGAGUUUCUGGAGGCAGUUUCAGCACUCCGAGAAGGUUCAUGUUAAUCUGCUUCUUAUGGAAGCGCGAAUGCAAGCAGAACUGUUAUACGCUCUGAGAGCGAUCACUCGCUACAUGACAUGAAAUGCUCUGGGCCUUGUUCUCAUUGUCCCAUUUUUAUUUUAUUUUUUCUUUCUUUUUAAAUUUUACAGUCAUCAUUGCUGGGACAUUUAAAGAAAAUAAAUCAAAAAUGGGGAGGGUGGGGGGAUGUUCAAUUAAAAUUGUGGAAGAGAUGCAUUGAAGAGAGCCCGGUGUUGUGACGAGGCUUUGCUGGCUGGAUGUUGAGAAGAAGAUCAGAACAAAUGGAGAGCAAGAAAAUGACUGUUGGGAGAAAAUCUCAAACUACAUAAGUGGAUCCACGAACUGUUUGUUGCCUGCAGUGCCAAAACUGACCAAGAGAGGGCAACCUUGAGCCAACUCCUGCCCUGCAACACCUGAGGCAUCCGGGGGACUAGUUUCAGUAUUGCAGCGUACGGCAAUCUCACCUGUUUCCUGGUGGAGUGAAUACCCAGAAAGAAAAGCUGUGCAGCCAGAAACAGUCUGCACUUUGAUUCUGUCGUUACUGUUAUGUGUUUUAGUUUCUUGAAUACCUUUUUUUUUUUUUUUUUUUGUAUUACGAGAAGUUGUUGUCCUUGUGGUUGCUGUUGGCGGUAACUGGAGAUAGACGCAAACUUUUUUUUUUCCUUUUUUUUUAAAACAAAAAAAAACAAACAAACGUGUGCCUGAACUAUCCAGCACAGUGUGCAUACGUGCUGAUGCUGCUGCUCCCAUGUUGUAUUCAGUGGGGUCAUAUUGAUCCCCAAAAUCACCUCCCCACCCCCCACUAUAUGAGCCCCUGUCCAUUACAAAUCCACUGCAUUACACCCCUUCCUUCCUCUACCUUGUAGCUAAAUUUCCAAUGUCAAUGUAAGCUAAUCCGAAAGUAUGUGUGGAAAAUAAGAACACUGUCUGAGCCCUGUGUGUGUGUGUGUGUGUGUGUGUGUGUGUGUGUGUCUCUUUCACAGAGAUGAUGGAGAGAAAGGGGGGGGGAAGUACGUCUUGGAAUUUCACGUCUCAAAAAAAAAAAAAAAAUAAGCGAGGCACUUUGAAGGAAGACUUCUUGCUUCUGCUGUAGCUCUGGUUUUGUGACAACUUUUUAUUGUUUUGUUGAUGAUGCCUUUUUUCUUUUCUUUUUUUUCUUCUUUUUUUUUCCAGUGAGGGGGAGAUGUGGAGGGAAAAAAGCUAAUCAAAAAGAAAGUUAAGACACCAGGUUUUCAGGAGGGAUUUGCUUCCAGUUCCUCUAACCACACCUUUUUGACUGUCUUCCGCUUAUCCCAGCUGCCUGGUUGCCCUAACACUUUUUAAAAGCUUUGGAUUGUGAAUUUUACCAGUAAAUGAAUACCUCUUCUGUUCUUCUCUAUUAAACAUACAAGAAGUGCUCUUUGGUGAGCAUAGACGACGUUGUUGUUGUUGGGCUGCCGCGCUCCCCGCUGCUCGGGGACCUGCCUAGCCUAUACCUGGUGGACUGCGCUCGAUAAUGUUCGAACGCAAGAGGUUGUAGCUGUGCUUAUUUCCCCACUGGGGAAGUCUAACCAGUGCAAAAGCAGCUUUUUUUUCCCCUCUUUAUUUUGAACAGAGGUGUGAAACCUCUACUGUUUGUUUUGUUUGUUAAUCAUUUCAGUACUGCAUUCUUCUGAGGGUGGAUUUGAGACAGGUGACGGAUGAAUGAGUGACUAUGAUGAUGAGGACUCUGAUGAAAAAGGAAUGGUACAUUUGGAAGUGUUUUGAGAGGAGGUUUUCUGACUGUCAGUUACUGACACUUUUUAUAUGGAAAUAUAUGAAAAAGAUUAAAAAAAAUAAUAAACUAAUA
Messenger RNA from Maylandia zebra (zebra mbuna), 3530 nucleotides. It is a transcript of the gene sesn1, whose product is annotated as sestrin 1. Gene Ontology annotation, cellular component: nucleus. Gene Ontology annotation, biological process: positive regulation of macroautophagy; cellular response to leucine starvation; negative regulation of TORC1 signaling. Gene Ontology annotation, molecular function: L-leucine binding; oxidoreductase activity, acting on peroxide as acceptor. Lineage: Eukaryota; Metazoa; Chordata; Actinopteri; Cichliformes; Cichlidae. The record is from RefSeq and is a predicted model, not a curated record.